UAAAAGAGGAAUUUAACCUCGAUAGCAUGCCUAUGGUCGAGGGUUGUAUUAUGGCAAUGGCACUUUUUGGUGCGACAGUAAUCACAACACUCUCUGGAUUGUUAUCCGACAAAUUUGGCAGGUGGGCAAUGCUACUUACCUCAGCAGUAUUGUCCCUUGUUAGUGCAUUGUUGGUCAUAUUUUGGUCUCAGCAUGUGUACAUGCUGCUCUUCGCGAGGCUUAUUCAGGGAUUUAGUAUUGGUUUGGCAGUCACUCUUGUACCAUUGUAUAUCGCUGAGACUGCCCCUUCUGAUAUAAGAGGGAAAUUAAGCACGUUUCCCCAAUUGAGUGGUUCAGCUGGUAUGUUCUUAUCAUACUGCAUGGUGUUUUGGAUGUCUAUGCUGCCAAAUGUUAGUUGGAGAUUCAUGCUUGGGAUACAAUUGAUACCCUCGGUUAUAUACUCCUUAUUGGUUAUCUUCUAUCUACCGGAGACACCAAGCUGGCUUGUGAGCCAAGGAAGGGUGGAUGAAGCGAAGAAAGUUUUGCAAAGACUAAGAAAAGAAGAAGAUGUCUCAGGUGAAAUGGCUAGUCUUUUGGAGGGCACAAGAGUUGGUCAUCAAGCUCCAUCUAUGGAGGAGUACCUAAUUAGCACAAAUGAAAAAUCGUUAAAUGACAAAUCGGUACCCGCUGAAGAAAUGAUAAAAUUAUAUGGAUUCCCAGAAGAAGUGCAUUGUGUUGCCUAUGCACUUAAGAGACAAAACACAGAAGAUAGAGUCAUUGGUCAUUCUACCGGACAUGGAGCAUCAUUCUAUGAUUCGAUUGUCAGCAUUACUAGGUCCUUUCACGAGAGUUUCAUAGAGGAUGCACAUAACAUAUUCAAUGAAGUAAAAGAACAUGGUCCAGUUGAAAGGGAUGAGGAGAAUCAGGACGAUCCCAAAGAGCAUGAUCUGGAACACCAGAGAGAUGAUGUGGACGAUGUUGGUGAGAAUGACCAACUUAUUCAGUCAAAACCCAAAAUAAAUGGUUUGCUAGCAGGCGGCAAAAGUGGCUACAUUGGUGGGGGGUGGAAAUUGGCUUGGAAAACAUCAUCAGUAUACUGUUUGGAUGGGCAUAUGGAUAGUGGCAUGGAACGAUUAUAUCUACAUGAAGAAGUUGUACCAAUAUCUGAAAAUGUCUUGUUAAUAGAUGUUCCAGCAAGUGGGGAUUUGAUAAAAGCAACUGCAUUGGUCAACAAAUCUGUUUUUCAUAAGGACCAGACUGGAAAUAACAAUAUUGAUUUACGUUCACACGAGAAAGGUUUUAAAAGUACAAAAUGGAAUGAUCUAUUGGAGCCUGGUGUAAAACGUGCAUUGGUCUUGGGUGUUGGGAUACAAAUACUCCAACAGUUUGCUGGUAUCAAUGGUAUUCUCUAUUACACUCCUCAAAUACUUGAGCAAGCUGGUGUUGGAGUUCUUCUAUCAAAGGUUGGCAUUAGCCCUUCUUCUGUGUCUAUUUUGAUGAGCGCUAUUACAACUUUGUUAAUGCUUCCCUUUAUAUGCAUUGCCAUGUGGCUUAUGGAUCGCAAAGGAAGAAGACGGCUACUUAUUGUCACAAUACCCAUCUUGGUAGUGUCACUCAUUGUUUUGGUUACUGUCAACAUCGUGAAAUUGAGUGCUGAAUUGCAUGCAUUGCUCUCAACAAUGAGUGUUGGCAUCUACUUUUGCGUCUUUGUCAUGGGAUUUGGUCCAAUUCCUAAUAUUUUCUGCUCAGAGAUUUUCCCCAACAAACUAUUGUUUAGUGUUGCAUCCAAUGCACAGAAGAGAAAAGGUAGAGAGCAUGUAAAGAAAGAUGACACCUAG
Molecule: messenger RNA, 1817 nt
Organism: Lolium perenne
Lineage: Eukaryota; Viridiplantae; Streptophyta; Magnoliopsida; Poales; Poaceae
Product: monosaccharide-sensing protein 2-like
Biological process (GO): transmembrane transport
Cellular component (GO): membrane
Molecular function (GO): transmembrane transporter activity
Source: RefSeq, a predicted model, not a curated record